AUGAGGCCAACUUUCAUUCUCAACCUCGACUGCCCCUGUUCGGAGUACGACAUCACGUUCGAGCCGACGAAGUCGUACGUUGAGUUCAAAGAUUGGAGCACCGUCAUUUCAUGUCUGCAGCACGCUUUGGAUGAAGUUUGGGGCCCACUGUGCUCUGGUUUGGCUGGACAUUCUGGAACCAGACUGAGUUGCCCGAGCCAGCCUUGCCCUCUCGACGGGGUGAAAGCCAUCGAUGAGUUGGACAUGGAGGAAGAUCCUCUGACCAGCUGGUUCAAGGAGUCGAAGCAGGCGACCACACAGAACGACGAGCGAUUGCGGCCCAGAUUGCUUUCAGAUUUCGAACGGAGUCCAUUGGAUCCGGACCCUUUUGACACCAUCUGCCACGAGCCGCAGAUUUUGCCCUGCAAUCCCGAACCUCUACUUGGCUUCGUCAAGAUGGACGUAACUAUUGAAGGACCAAGAAGGGAAGAUCAGUUGGCGGGGCUCGCUUUUGAGGAGGAUGACCUUGACCGUGAGCAUGCUAUGGAAGUGGACUGGGAGUCACCCAGCCAGGUCUCAAAACCCUUCCAAGUGCAAUGGUUUGACUCUUUCGACUCUAGGAGGCCUAGGUCUGGACUGGAGCAGGGAGUCGCCAACCGAAGUCCAACGCCUGUUACUCCUUCGUCGCCCAGCUUUUCAGAAUUGGACUACGCUCAGGAGUAUAACCAUUUCAGGCCAGCUGUGCAUCCAGCAAAAAGCCCCUUUCGAGAUGUCGAUAUCGAAGAUAGGAUGCGCGGAUCAACUCCUUCUUUUGACGCGCAUUUGGAUCCGCAAUGGGACCUGUUUGAACCAGUGCAAGGGUACAGCAUCGCUGCGAGGAGCCAACACGAUGCUUCGUCAGGCACUGAACACAGAGGCAGGAAAGCUGACCAGAGCAAGCUAGGAAAAGCACCGCGUCUUAGAAGCGCGCAAGGUGCAGCGAUGCACGGCCAGGAGCUGCUAGAUCCGCACUUCUUAAAGCAAGCAGGGACCGGACGCCGGAAGACAGUCGAAGACCGCGCUUGGACGGCUGCUUCCAGUCGCAAGAAAAGGAGAAGAGAAGACAGCCACUCCCUCCCAAGACGUCCACAGUCGGCCCCGCCGUUCGCCCGUCCUAAAAAGCGCUACGGCCCGGAGAGUGGUGCUUCGCUAGCACCGUCAGAUCCCUCGAAAGGUAACACUGCUGGCACGCGCAUUGCACAAGCAUCACCGGAAGCGGCUUCCCUUACAAAGUGGAGGACUUCACGAGAUAACGAAGAGGUACAGGACAUGUACAAAGCCUGGCAGAAUCCGUGUUUCAGAGCCGCUGACUCGGACAUUCUAGAGUUAGAAAUCGACAGUCAUCCCAACAUCGUGCCCAAGGAAAUUUCCUCCGACAUGCUUCAACGGCUCCGAGUCUUCCAGCAACUAGACCGAAAGUUCAUAGCAGCCGUGGCCGGGAACACCCUUGUUAUCAUCGAUCAACAUGCUGCGGAUGAGCGGGUUCGACUGGAGGAGCUCAAAGAAAUGGUCCUUGGGGUAAAGGAUUCGGAAACAACAACGAGCUCGAAUCUACUCAAAGAAGCCAUCAAGCUGGCGCUGACACCAGCCGACGAGCAAGUCCUACGGACGCAUAAGCGCGUCGUCGAGCAAUGGGGUUGGAACUACACCUUCGAGAGGUUGCCGACAGCAGCAGGCAUCUGGAACAAAGCGCCGGGUCAUAGGGGACAGGUGCUACUCACUGCGGUUCCUCGUAUUCAAGACGCGACACUGACCGCUCCAGAUCUCCUGGAGUACGUACAGCAGCUGCAAGACACCCAAAGCACGUCGUCGGUUCCGCCGAGCAUCAUCCGUCUUCUGAACUCAAAAGCUUGUCGAGGUGCCAUCAUGUUUGGCGACUCCCUCCUCCCGGGAGAGUGCUUGCAGUUGCUCAAGCAUCUUCAGAGAACUCACUUGCCUUUCCAGUGUGCCCAUGGCCGGCCAACGAUGGUGCCCCUAGUCAAUCUGAGUGUGUUUGCAAGAAAGUACCUCGCCACCGCACCAGACGCUGACAAUGCGCGCAGCUCCCAGCGAGGGAGAAAUGCAACGGGGACUUUGAAAAGUGGAGGCACCGAAUCUGCGGCUCGUAGCACGGCUGCUCGCGGACUCUUCCAGCACGCAGUUGCGCUGAGUAGAGCUAGAAGCCGUCUGCAAAGAGCAGAGGAAUAG
Klebsormidium nitens is the source of this 2205-nucleotide messenger RNA. The record is from the annotation of a GenBank genome assembly. Lineage: Eukaryota; Viridiplantae; Streptophyta; Klebsormidiophyceae; Klebsormidiales; Klebsormidiaceae.